AUUACAUGACAAAUGUGGUAUGGAUUUUAAUCAUUAAGUUUAGGUUUUAGUUUUUAGAUUCAAUUCUACUAAUCACAUCCUCUAUUUUUCUUAUAUUUUCAGAUGUGAAACAAUCAGCCCCUUAAUUCUUAUUACUAUUUAUUAUUAGUUUGGAAGGUUAGUUUUAGAUACAAGUUACAAUCUGAGCAGAAUUUUGAGUUUUAUCUGAAGCUAUUUGAUGAUCUCACGAACCUUAAGAAUCGGAAAACCCGUCUCCUUCCUGGUCGAUUCAUCUAAAGCUCGAGCCUUCAUCCAUGGCUCAUCUGAAAUUCGAGACCCUUUUUCUUUAGAAAACGAAGACCAUACCAAGCUCUCUCAACUUGAUAUCAUAGUCACCAAAGUGCGAUUAACCAACAGCGUUGAUGAUAUUGUUAAAUCUCUUCUAAACGAUCAACAAUGUAAUAGCUUUAACCUCACUAACAACCUCGUUGAUGGGUUGCUUCAUCGGUUUAAGGACGAUUGGAAGUCCGCAUUGGGAGUUUUCAAAUGGGCAGAGUCGCGCUUAGACUAUAAACACAACACAGAUGGGUACGACUUGAUUCUUGACAUACUUGGAAAAAUGAAGCAAAUGGAGACGAUGAUGGAGAUUUUGCAGGAAAUGGGUAUUCGUAAUUUGGUUACGCUUAACACCGUAGCCAAAGUUAUGAGAAGAUUUGCUGGUUCUGGCAAGUGGGAAAAUGCAGUCAAGGUGUUUGAUGAAUUGGGUGCAUAUGGAUUGGAGAAGAACACCGAGUCCAUGAACUUGCUGCUUGAUACUCUUUGCAAAGCAUGUAAGGUGGAGCAGGCUCGUGGGAUUUUUUUGGAGUUGAAACCACAUAUAUUGCCAAAUGCUCACACUUUUAAUAUACUCAUUCAUGGUUGGUGCAAAAUUCGUAGGGUUGAGGAGGCUUGUUGGACGAUCCAGGAGAUGAAGGGUCAUGGCUGCUGUCCUUGUGUCAUUAGCUACUCGACUAUAAUUAAGUCUUAUUGUGGUCAACAGAAAUUUGACAAUGCCUAUGAAAUGCUCGAUGAAAUGCAAGCCGAAGGGUGUCCACCAAAUAUUGUUACUUAUACCACUGUCAUGAGUUCUUUGGCCAAGUCAGAAAAAUUUGAGGAAGCUUUACAGAUAGCCAAGAGAAUGAAAUCAGAUGGGUGCAAGUUAGAUACACUCUUUUAUAAUUCGAUGAUCCACAUACUAGGAAGAACUGGCAAGGUAAGAGAGGCUGUACUAGUUUUUGAAUCUGAAAUGCCCAAUGGCAGUGUUCUUCCUAAUACUUCGACCUAUAAUACAAUGAUUGCUAUGUUUUGCCACCAUAAUCAAGAACAGCAGGCCGUGAAUCUCCUAACAAAGAUGGAAAGUUCUGGGGUUUGUAAGCCUGAUGUUCAGACAUACUAUCCAUUGCUCAAAUCUUGCUUCAGAAAUGGCAAAACAGACGAUUGUUUAAAGAAAUUGUUGGAUGACAUGGUGAACAGACAUCAUCUUAGCUUCGAUAUGUCAACUUAUACACUUUUGGUUCAUGGGCUCUGUCGAGCACAUAAAUGUGAGUGGGCUUACCUCCUCUUUGAGGAGAUGAUUGGUCGAGGAUUGAUGCCAAGAUAUAAGACCUGUCGUUUGCUUUUGGAGGAGCUCAAACAGAAGUACAUGUAUGAUGAUGCUGAGAAGAUUGAAAACUUCAUAAAAAAGAUGUAAAAUAUCUAAAGAUAACAUCAUGCAAAUGUUUGUUUUGUUGUGAUAAGAAAACAAGUUCAGUUAAUUUUAUUUCCCAUUUUGUUUUUCUGCAAA
Messenger RNA from Humulus lupulus (European hop), 1801 nucleotides. RefSeq names its product pentatricopeptide repeat-containing protein At3g04130, mitochondrial. Gene Ontology annotation, molecular function: protein binding. The coding region runs from base 218 to 1708 and encodes 496 amino acids. The record is from RefSeq and is a predicted model, not a curated record. NCBI's taxonomy places the organism in Eukaryota, Viridiplantae, Streptophyta, Magnoliopsida, Rosales, Cannabaceae. The transcript has a single exon.